Lindgomyces ingoldianus is the source of this 3357-nucleotide messenger RNA. RefSeq lists its product as uncharacterized. The record is from RefSeq and is a predicted model, not a curated record. The transcript has 25 exons. Bases 1 to 3357 code for a protein of 1118 amino acids. Lineage: Eukaryota; Fungi; Ascomycota; Dothideomycetes; Pleosporales; Lindgomycetaceae.
AUGUGUAAGAUCCAAGAUAGGAAGGCAAUGAUGGCGCCUGGACCUGUACGCCUUGAGGUCGAGCUGAGAUCGCCGUUGAUUGGAGAUGAACCCCACACGGCACUCACCGGAGUUUUCCUGAGCUGCACAUCAGCAGCGCCACAAUAUUUUCCAAACCGACUGCGCCAAGCGCCCAGUCAAAGUGUGCAUGAUGCCCACCCAAAGCCCACUCUUCUUCCAGGGACCAUCUUUGCCCCGCUUACCGUCCAGAAAAACUCUGAUGCACGUACGAUCCCACAUCAGAUACGAAUCUCAUCGGAAGUUGGGGGAGGCGCGCGAAGUUCCGAAGAGAAUACCGAGUGGCGUCAAGAGUUAAGGAGAAUGGUCAUGCCACCGUCACCAGCAUGCUUUUCCAACAAGGUUUGUAGCUAUGACCUCCGGAUGGUGUUCUCCGGAAUCGCUCAUGUGACAUCUACCUGUCGUACAAUGAUUAACACAGUCCGUAAUUCCCCGGUCGAGACCCGGCCGAUGGUCUCGCAGUGUUCGGCUCCAUGGCAACGAGCUUCAUCAGUUCUACAUUCCACAACUGCGGCUGCCCAUGCACCAUGGCCGUUUAUUAUGGAGAAACAGCCUCUCCCGUUCUUGUUGGUACCGAUAAACGGGUCCUGGAUUAGUCGCCAGCGGCUAAGCAUGACAGACAGAUGUCACAUUCCUCGGCUUCGACCGAGAGAGAUGAGGGCGGCUCGCCGCAGCAGUGUCGGUAUUGGGACGCAUGCGCCCAGUGCGGCGAGGACUCGACCUAUAAGACCUAGCCCACUAUCGAAGAUACUAGAACCCUGCCUCAUCUUGUCAGAAGCUGUGACGUCUCGGAAUGUUUGCCGGCUCUUUCAGCAUGCGCUCUCCUUCGAAGUCUUGCUAACCCUUUUUCGUCGCCCUCUUUCCAAUAAUCUUAAGCAGCCACUGAUGAUGGACCACGAUCACCAUCCUCUCGCGGAAGCGUGUCGUGUCUGCUCACGGUGGAGUGACAUCUUUCGGAGUUCUGAAAGGUUCGCUCAGAUUUCAUUCCUCUACCUCGCUACAUCCUUCAUAUUCUCUAUUUUUGUUAUUCUUUCGAAUCGUGAUAUUUUUCUUCUCCAACCGCAUCCGAUCCCGCCCUUGUGCGGCGGCGUGCAACGAAUUGAGAAGUUCCGUUUUUAUUUUGAGGUCUUGUGUAUCGCAACGAGAGGAGGUGUAUCGUCCAAGAUUGCCGAACGUAGACUCCCGUUGGAGAGCGUAGGACGAGAUGGAUGCCACAUCACAAUGGCUCAAGAUGAAAUCGUGGAUGAAUUGCGGAGUGGAAACGCCCGAUACUUCGUUGAGGAGGUCUGCAAGAAGAAGAGAAGCAAGCAGCAACCAGGAGGGCUUUUAUUAGGGGGCACGUGUGAUACUAGCCUGAAAGGUCUCUUUUCCCCACCUUUUCAAACCCCUCGCUGCCCACAGGUCUACCACUCCACCACUGUCUCCAAAAUCAAGGCACUCUCACACAAGUGUUUUACCCCAGGUCUUGCUUGUGCUCCACGUAACAACAGUAUGAGGACAGGCUCUGCAUCGCAUCCGUCGCUUGGUGCGGAAACGCACUUUCACCUCCCAACAAAAAUACCCAAGCCAUCAGUGAAAAUCCUACCCUCCUGCCCGUCUUUACCCUCUGAACGAAGUACUUACAAUGCAUCUCUCAAAGCGACUCGUUGUUCUUCUUACUCUUUUCGGCUUCAUUUCCGCGACACCUCUGCCGGAAAACAAUUCCGACGACACAAGUAUCGAGCUAAGAGAUUUGGUCGCCCUAUGUAUGCAUCCAAUAACCUCUUGCGGGGUAUUGUGAUGAGGCUAACGAUGCCAAAAAGAUGUACCUGGGCUGCCCCAAAUUUGGGGGAUAUUGGGGCCGCUGUCACUAUGGAGGCGCCGUUUGCCUGCUUGGCAGUAGUUCGUGUCCGAGUUGGGGUCCUCCUCGAGCCCGUGGCGGGGAGAUUGGAGAAGAUGAUCAGAUUUUUGCUCAAUACUGGUCGCUACUUCAAAGAAGUGUUAGCGAUGGAGAAUCUCGAGGUCGAGGCUUGGUUCGAAAGGGGCAUAGCGUUGCAAAACAAGCUUAGCGCAUAUUGGAGGCUCCAGCAACGGGAAUGGUGGGAAAAUACAACCACAUAUUCAUCACUCUUCAUGCGUCGAACACUUGUCGUCGUGCGUAACCUCAUCGGCCAGUCGCAGACUGCUUCGAUUCAUAUAGCAUUCAUCUCCUGUUCUUCUCAUCCAAAAUCUCCAAAGAACCUCUCUGAGCAGUCAUUCAAAUUGUUGCUCCUCGCUAUUCUAGGUUUUCGUUCCCUAUGCUCCACUGUUCAGUUCUUGGUGCGGUUCUGGAUCCCUCCCUUGAAGGACGGCAAUAUUAAAUUUUCGCUAUCUACCAAUCCCAAUACAGACACAUAUUCAACGCUCUCAACUGCACCUCUUUUCAAUUCUCCGUAUCAGAGUCUGAGCCAAGAAACUACCCGUAGGGGAGAACACACUAUCAUGCCACACACUCCCUCUUUUCUCCGGCCCACAAUUUCCAAAUCUACUACAACAUGGACAUGCAUUGGUGCCACCGAACCCCUGACAAAUUCCAUGUCUAUCGGGAACCGCUCACUCUUAUCCUUUUCUAAACAACAACUCAUCGCAUUUCUUGCAUCCGCAUCCCACAGCGAUGCGCAAAGAUGGCUAGAUCAUAGGACCAACCCCACCUCUGACACUGGCUUUCUUUCACGCAAGCGUGUUGGCAGUCACACACAUGCUCACGCCUCUCUCACAAUCCAAACUUCCAUAUGCUCUGCGCAACUGUGGCGUUUUCUCUCCGCAUCAACUCGACCCGCAUCGUCACAUCCCAUAAACAACAUGAUACUAAAAGCCCUCGCCGUUCCCAUACACUUUGACAUCAAUCCUUAUCAUCUCUUCACCUCGAUCUCACCUUCAAUAACCUCGACCGCACAUAUCUCUGCAACCUACAUUUUUCCCCGCCCACAUCAAACUUCAACGAACUUAAAAAUGCGUCUCACAGCCCCCCUCUUGCUCCUUCUCCCCGCCCUAACUACCGCCCUUCCAAAAACCCUUCAUGACACCAACGUGCAAUCUCUUCCUGGAACCACUGACCCCACCCCCAGCCCUAAUGAGAACACCAACCCCUUCGACGACGUAUCCCUCGCUACCACCACCAACACAGACAAGAGGAAAUGCGGAAACUGCAAGUCUCUCUCCUUCUGCACUUUCUCCCAGCUUCCCUUUAGUCCUACCCUAAGGGAGUUAUGGCACUCGCUCUUGGGACAGAAGGAAUGGUCAGGAGAAGCAAUUCGGCGGAUGUUAUUUUCCACUUUCUAG